Pisolithus orientalis is the source of this 690-nucleotide messenger RNA. RefSeq lists its product as uncharacterized. The transcript has 6 exons. Lineage: Eukaryota; Fungi; Basidiomycota; Agaricomycetes; Boletales; Pisolithaceae. Bases 1 to 690 code for a protein of 229 amino acids. The record is from RefSeq and is a predicted model, not a curated record.
AUGACAACCAUGGUGACAACUAUGGUGACAACAAUGACAACAACAUUACUUGGAGCAGAUCAACAGCUGUACAAGAUAGGAGAUGCCAUUCAGUGGAAAUGGGGUGCGAUGAGCAUGGGUACUGGGCUCAAUGGCCCAAGGGUUUUGAAAAAUGGAUGUGCAAGACAAUGCUCAAGCUACAUCCAAGCAGCCAUGAUACGAUGGACUGCAAUGACCUAUGAGGAAAGUCAGUGGACCAUCAAAGAAAAACUAUGCAAAGCGAUCCAACAAAGCUACUAUGAAUGGGGCAAGCAGUCAGAGCAAGCUGAAGGCUCAAAGGUGUACAGAAGCUAUGAGAUAUACAGUGCAACAACUAUGGCAACCACAAAGUGCCUGAAGAGAGACAUUCAAAGGGAUUUUGUGGACUUACACCUGAGGACAGCUACCAAGGGUAGCAUGACAGCAAGUAUCAGAAUUGCAGCAAGUUACCACAUUUUAGGGAAUACAAAGUUCUACAGGAUGGAAGGUCAUGCAAGGCUGGAAGAGCCAUUCAAUGGAGAUGAGGGAAAGCAACUUGCAAAGAAUGAUGAUGAUGAUGAUGCUUGGCACAAACCAAAGGCUGUGCAACACAAGAAUAGCCAUCCCAUGGACAUGGAGUGUGAUGGGGGCUACCAAGCUCAAACACUUGAGCAAGUAUCUAUGACAAACUAA